This is a messenger RNA of Saccharomyces mikatae IFO 1815, 2757 nucleotides long. It is a transcript of the gene UPC2, whose product is annotated as Upc2p. Gene Ontology annotation, biological process: regulation of transcription by RNA polymerase II. Gene Ontology annotation, molecular function: DNA-binding transcription activator activity, RNA polymerase II-specific; zinc ion binding. The record is from RefSeq and is a predicted model, not a curated record. Lineage: Eukaryota; Fungi; Ascomycota; Saccharomycetes; Saccharomycetales; Saccharomycetaceae. The transcript has a single exon. The coding region runs from base 1 to 2757 and encodes 918 amino acids.
AUGAGUGAAGUUGGCAUACAUAAUCACAGGAAGGCAGUGACAAAACCCAGAAGAAGAGAAAAAGUCAUCGAACUGAUUGAAGUGGAUGGCAAAAAGGUAAGUACGACAUCAACAGGUAAACGUAAAUUUCAUAACAAAUCUAAAAAUGGAUGUGACAAUUGUAAAAGAAGAAGAGUUAAAUGUGAUGAAGGAAAACCAGCGUGCAAGAAGUGCACAAAUAUGAAGUUAGAAUGUGUAUAUACGCCAAUUCAUUUAAGGAAAGGUAGGGGCGCAACAGUGGUAAAAUAUGUUACAAGAAAAGCCGAUGGUAGCGUCGAGCCCGAUUCUUCUGUAAAUCUAUCAACUGCGGUCAAGAAGGAGCAAACACCGUUCAAUGAUGUCCCGUCAGCGGUAAAAGCUUCAGAGUCAUCAAAUGAUUCUUUCCCAUCUAGUGCCUCCACAACGAAAAGUGAGAGCGAAGAAAAAUCAUCAGCUCCUAUAGAAGAUAAGAACAGUAUGACUCCUUUAAGUAUGGGUCUGCAGGGCACUAUCAAUAAGAAAGAUAUGAUGAAUAAUUUUUUCUCCCAGAAUGGCACUAUCAGUUUUGGAUCCCCUGAAAGGCUAAACUCAGGUAUUGAUGGCUUAUUACUACCACCCUUGCCUUCUGGAAAUAUAGGCGCAUUUCAACUGCAGCAGCAACAGCAGCAGCAGCAGCAAUCUCAACAGCAGCAGCAAUCUCAAUCUCAGGUGCAACCGCAAACAUCAAGUGGGACUCCAAAUGAAAGAUAUGGUUCGUUUGAUCUCGCUGGUAGCCCUGCUUUGCAAUCGACGGGUAUGAGUUUAUCAAAUAGUUUGAGUGGAAUGUUACUAUGCAAUAGGAUUUCUUCGGGUCAAAACUACACUCAACAACAGCUACAAUAUCAAUUACACCAACAAUUGCAGUUGCAACAACAUCAACAGGUUCAACUCCAGCAAUUCCAACAACUACGUCAAGAACAACACCAACAAGUUCAACAACAACAACAGGAACAACUCCAGCAAUACCAACAACAAUUUUUACAACAGCAGCAGCAAAUACUGCUCCAGCAAGAGCAACAACCUAAUGACGAGGAAGGUAGCAUUCGGGAGGAAAACAGCAAGAAAGUAAAAGGGGAGCAUUUACAAUCACACGCAGGUGAAACAAAUCUCAAUAGCGAUGCUGCCACGUUACAAGCAGAUGCAUUGUCACAGUUAAGCAAGAUGGGGCUAAGUCUAAAAUCUUUAAGUACUUUUCCAACAGCCGGUAUUGGUGGUGUUUCUUAUGACUUUCAGGAACUGUUGGGCAUUAAACUGCCAACAAAUAAUGGUAACUCGAGAGCUACAAAGGCCAGUAAUGCCGAAGAAGCCUUGGCUAAUAUGCAAGAGCACCAUGAACGUGCAGCCGCUUCUGUAAAGGGGAAUGACGGGCAACUAUCCGAUGUAAAGAGCCCGACACAGUCAAAUAAUACACAAGUAGGAAAUGGCGGUAUGAUGGAAUCACAAGGAACUGAUACUGUUUCAACAAUGGCUCCUAUAUCAAUGAUCGAAAGAAAUAUAAACAGCGAUGGUAACAUUUCUCCAUCGACUCCCGCUGCGGUGCUAGAUGGUACACAAGGGAUGCAAGAUUCUAUAGGACCUCUAGGAAAUUUGACAAAAGUGGCCUUGGAGAACAACGAACCAACAGUAGGCUUACAACCCUCACAGACAAGGGAUGAAGAUGAAAACUCGCAACAAGAUAUUGCUGGGAAAAUAAAUAACGAAGAUCGAAGUUCUAUUACAGUUGGCGCCAGUAGCAUUGCAAAGCUUUUGGAUCUUUCCACCAAAGGUAAUUUGAAUCUGAUAGACAUGAAAUUGUUUUAUCAUUAUUGCACAAAAGUGUGGCCCACAAUCACAGCCGCGAAAGUUUCUGGACCUGAAAUAUGGAGGGACUAUAUACCAGAGUUAGCAUUUGAUUAUCCGUUCUUGAUGCAUGCUCUGUUGGCAUUCAGUGCAACACAUCUUUCGAGAACUGAAACAGGACUGGAGCAGUACGUUUCAUCUCACCGUUUAGACGCUUUGAGAUUACUAAGGGAGGCUGUUUUGGAAAUCUCAGAGUAUAAUACUGAUGCGCUUGUUGCCAGUGCUUUGAUAUUGAUUAUGGAUUCUUUGGCAAAUGCCAGCGGUAAUGGUACAGUAGGCAACCAAAGUUUGAAUAGUAUGUCACCAAGCGCUUGGAUUUUCCACGUGAAAGGAGCAGCAACAAUUUUGACCGCUGUGUGGCCAUUAAGUGAGAGGUCCAAAUUCCAUAACAUUAUAUCUGUUGAUCUUAGCGAUUUAGGUGAUGUCAUUAACCCCGAUGUUGGAACAAUCACGGAAUUGGUAUGUUUUGAUGAAAGUAUUGCCGAUUUGUAUCCUGUCGGCUUAGAUUCACCAUAUUUGAUAACAUUAGCUUAUUUAGAUAAAUUGCACCGUGAAAAGAACCAGGGUGAUUUCAUUUUGCGAGUAUUCACUUUCCCAGCAUUACUAGACAAAACAUUUCUUGCAUUGUUAAUGACAGGUGACCUUGGCGCAAUGAGAAUUAUGAGAUCAUACUAUAAAUUACUUCGAGGAUUUGCUACGGAAGUCAAGGACAAAGUGUGGUUUCUCGAAGGAGUUACGCAAGUGUUACCUCAAGAUGUUGAUGAGUACAGUGGAGGUGGUGGUAUGCAUAUGAUGUUGGACUUCCUCGGUGGUGGAUUACCAUCGAUGACAACAACAAAUUUCUCGGACUUCUCGCUUUGA